AUGCCUCGUGAGAAAGGUGGUGUGGUAGACGAUCGGCUCCAAGUCUGGGGUACGAAGGGGCUACCAGUGGUCGACGCGAGUGUGAUUCCCGUUAUCCCCACCGGAAAUACCCAGAGUGCCGUGUAUGUAGUUGCAGAGCGCGCUGCAGACUUGAUCAAAGAGGAUCUUCUCAAGACAUAA
Molecule: messenger RNA, 180 nt
Organism: Penicillium angulare
Lineage: Eukaryota; Fungi; Ascomycota; Eurotiomycetes; Eurotiales; Aspergillaceae
Product: glucose-methanol-choline oxidoreductase-like protein
Exons: 1
Coding region: 1-180 (59 amino acids)
Molecular function (GO): flavin adenine dinucleotide binding; oxidoreductase activity, acting on CH-OH group of donors
Source: RefSeq, a predicted model, not a curated record